Molecule: messenger RNA, 1524 nt
Organism: Melozone crissalis (California towhee)
Lineage: Eukaryota; Metazoa; Chordata; Aves; Passeriformes; Passerellidae
Product: Y+L amino acid transporter 2-like
Exons: 9
Coding region: 1-1524 (507 amino acids)
Biological process (GO): amino acid transmembrane transport
Cellular component (GO): membrane
Molecular function (GO): L-amino acid transmembrane transporter activity
Source: RefSeq, a predicted model, not a curated record
AUGCCAACCCCUUGGCAAAAAUGCUGCAAUAAAAAGUGCAGAACUGAGAAUGCAAAAGCUGAAAUGGACAAUAUGGCAGAGACAAGUGAAAAAAUGCAGAUGAAAAAAGAAAUCACAUUACUAAAUGGAGUUUCUUUAAUUGUAGGGAACAUGAUUGGCUCUGGCAUAUUUGUAUCACCCCGAGGGGUUUUAAUGUAUAGUGCUUCCUAUGGACUCUCACUGAUCAUCUGGGCACUUGGUGGGAUUUUUUCCCUGUUUGGAGCUUUGUGUUACGUGGAACUGGGAACAUCCAUCAUAAAAUCUGGAGGCAGUUAUGCCUAUAUUCUGGAGGCAUUUGGGGCCUUUGUGGCCUUCAUCAGACUCUGGUCUUCCUUGCUAAUUAUCGAACCAACGACUCAGGCAGUGAUAGCAAUCACAUUUGCUAACUACAUUGUUCAGCCAAUUUUUCCCCACUGUGAGCCGCCGUAUGACGCAGUCAGGCUGAUUGCAGCCGCGUGUAUAUGUUCCUUAACAUUUAUUAACUGUGUUAAUGUAAAGUGGGGUACCCGUGUACAAGAUAUUUUCACAUAUGCCAAAGUCAUGGCUCUUAUCUUGGUGAUAUCUGUUGGCCUUUACAAGAUUGGCAAAGGGGAAACUGAAAACCUGAGAGCUCCGUUUGAGGGCUCAGCAACAAACCCAGGGAUGAUUGCCCUGGCUCUCUACUCUGCCCUCUUCUCCUACUCAGGAUGGGACACGCUCAACUAUGUCACCGAGGAAAUGCAGAAUCCUGAGAGGAACUUGCCUCUUUCUAUUGCAAUUUCAAUGCCUAUUGUAGCUAUUAUUUACUUGUUGACUAAUAUAGCAUACUAUGUAGUGUUGGACAUGUCAGCUCUCCUCACAAGUGAUGCGGUGGCUGUGACAUUUGCAGGUGAAACCCUUAGUCAUGCCAAGUGGAUAAUUCCUAUAGCAGUGGCCAUGUCUUGCUAUAGUGGCUUAAACUCAUCAAUUAUUGCAGCAUCUCGGCUGUUCUAUGUUGGAGCCAGGGAAGGACACCUCCCUGUCAGUCUGAGCUUGAUUCACGUGAAGUGCUUCACGCCGGUCCCCGCUCUCCUGUUCAACGGCUUAAUGACUUUGCUUUAUCUCCUUGUGGAAGAUGUUUUCCUCCUUAUUAAUUACUACUGCUUCAACUACUGGCUCUUUGUGGGUCUAUCUAUUGCAGGACUAAUCUAUCUGAGAUAUACUCAGCCACAUAGACCACGGCCUGUUAAACUUAGCCUCUUCUUCCCUAUAGUAUAUUGCUUGUGUUCCCUAUUCCUGAUUAUAGUGCCUCUCUACAGUGACACAAUCAAUUCCCUUAUUGGGGUUGGCAUUGCCCUCUCAGGCAUUCCUGCAUAUUAUUUGGGAGUCUAUCUGCCAGUUGAAAAACGACCUAAAUGUCUUCUUUGGCUCUCUGCUACAACAACGAAGUACGUUCAGAUGCUCUUCUACUGUGCUCUGUCAGACCUGGACAUAGAUGUAGAACCCACCGCAGCCAAGAGUAAAUAG